GGAUCUGUGAGUCAUGUUCAGUCCAGUUUCGCCUUGAGGGGUCGAGACGAGUGCGGUGCGAGUAUGGCUGAGCCCCAGUGCGGCUUUUUUAGUCUUGUGCAAAUCUUAAAGUCACCAGAGGCGGGUUAUGGGAGACGCAGUGACGGUAGUUCGUCGUUUGGACUUCGAGGACACAUUCAAAACUCGCAGCUCGGGUUGUUUGGAGGAGACGGACGCAAAGCUAACGUCAAUUAACGUUGCUGGACGUUGUUGCUGAAGCAAACCAGGGUCAAAAUCAAGGAACCCGGACCUUGCGGAUCGUAUAAAAAGAAUUUAUUUCUUUAUCUUGUCCCGAUAUUAUCAUACCUACUCCUUUGCUUUUCGAAUGAAGAUUAAUGACAGUUUUACGAGCCUGCUGCUGACUGUAACUAAUGCAACUUACCAGGCUAGCUAGCUAAACUAGCCUGCAGGGUGUCCACAGAGCAAAAGGAGAAGACAUAACGCUACAUUUGCCACGUUGUGGCGCUCAGAGGUGACUGUUUAAAGCUUUUCUGGCUGAAAACUGAAAGAAGAAGCUUUAAGUAGCUUCUAAUUCGGCUCUGAAGCAAGUCCCUGGACUGUUUCGUGGACCAUGGGCUCCUUGAAAGCCCUUCAGGAGUGGUGCAGAGUGCAGUGUGAGAACUACAACGAUGUGGACAUAAAGAACAUGUCCGCAUCUUUCAGAGAUGGACUGGCUUUCUGUGCUAUAAUACACAGACACCGACCAGACUUGAUAGACUUUGACUCCCUCUCCAAAGAAAAUGUCUAUGAAAACAACCAGCUGGCGUUUGAGGUGGCGGAGAGAGAGCUGGGUAUUCCAGCCCUGUUGGACCCAGAGGACAUGGAGAAUAUGAAAGUGCCUGACCGUCUCAGUAUCAUCACCUACGUCUCGCAGUACUACAACUUCUUCACUAACAAAUCUCACGCUAAUCCUCCCUGUAUGAAGAGGCCCGGUAGUACCAGCCACAUUGAACCAGCAGUAAAGAGACCUUCCACUCCUCUAGAAGACAGAACCUCCCAGGCUGAGUCGAAUGCAGAUGUCCAGACGAAACGCAGCACGUUGAGCAGCACCUGUGCAGCCUGUGGGAAGCAUGUUCACCUGGUGCAAAGAUUCCUUGUUGAUGGCAGACUGUACCAUCGCAACUGCUUCAGGUGUAGGGAAUGCAGCAGCACUUUGUUACCUGGCUCUUACAAACUCCUUGGAGAUGCUGGGUCCUUGGUCUGCACCCACCACUUUACUAGGACUUCUUCAGCCAGUCAGAACGGUCGUCUGGAUCUGAGCAAGCAGGUUGGCCCAAUAGUGCCAAACACAAGCCGUAUAAUCCCUCCCAGUGGAGGAAGUUUGGAAAACACACUUCCAUGUCAUGCUGAAGUCAACAAUAUCGCUCCAUCUGUGGAUUCUCUCAAAACAAACACCCUGGAGAGAGAAAAUGAACAAGUACAGAAUGAGAAAGGAGGGGUAGAGGAAAAAGCAGAAGCUGAGAAUAGCUCAAAGGAUGAGACUGAACCCCGCCCCUCCAGUCCUCCAAAUCCUUUUGAUGAGUCUGAUGAAGAGGAAGAGGAAGAGGAAAAGGAGAAUGAGCAGCAAAAAACAACAACAGAGGUAACCAAUGGUGCCCUUCCCCCAACCCCAGUGAAGAGUGCAGAGGAAGAAAGUCGACCAGUGCCUGCCCCUCGAAGGGUUUUUGACCACUCCCCUCCUGCGCGUCCUGUACCCAGGCCUCGGCCACCUAGACCCUCCCACAGUCCUGCAGUUAAUGGAGGUGAAUGUGAGCGUAAAGCGUAUGCACAAGUACCCCGGGAGAGGUCGUGUUCGCCAGCUGGCCGAUCCACCGACACUCCUAAAUCCAAAGAUCCGCCCUGGCUGGCUCUUGUCAAAUCAGAGCCCAAGAAAAAAUUGGCUCCUCCUCCGCCUCCUCCUUCUGCCACUGGUACAGCUACACCUCCACAUGCUGGGUCUGUUCCUUCUGUGAAGGAGGAAGAAUCACGCCCCGCUGCCUCUGUGAAAGAGGAUGGGUCUCGUCCAGCCUCACCCCCUAAUCCCUUUGAUGAUGAUGAUGAAGAGCCACAGGCAGAGAAUGCAGAUUUGUCGGUCCCGUCUUCUGUGGUCGCUGUCCAUCCAUGGUACGGGAUUACCCAGGCUGCUGAUGUCACUGGAGCAGACACUCCUCCCAGAAAAGGGAGCCCUGCCCCCUCUGGGAGUCCAGGAAGUGCCAGAAGUAAAAAACGUCUGGCACCUAAAGCCCCGAAAUCUUCCUCUACAGCUCUUCCUUCUUCUCAGUCUUCCUCUGCCUGUCCCUCUCCAGCUCUGAGCACAGAGAGUCUCUCUUCCUCUUCUUCGGACCAUGGCCUGUCCAGAACCACCGGCACCUCUGCGGCUCCCUGGCGGCCCUUGGCUAAUGAGCAGGAACAUCCAUUCACCAAGAGCGUAUCAGAGCCAUCAAUUAACAGUCCCAGCUCUGCCAGCUCACCGCCUUCAGCUGAGCUUCAGUCCCGCCUCACACCAAGCCCUUCCCCCUUGCCGCCUCAUACUAACACCUGUUCAGCUCCUGCCACUCCAGAGACCAAUAGGAGUGCAGGAGGUAAAGGUAUUAGGCCGCCCCCGCCCCGCCCUCCAGCUGGUCCUAGUCCACUGAUUGGAUCUCCUUCCUCACAGCCACCAAGCACGCCCAGUAAGCGGAUCUGUAAGGAGAAUCCGUUUAAUCGUAAGGCUUCCCCCACGGUCACCUCUCCCCAGUCCAGACCCCCUAAAGGCCCUCGCCCUGCCCGCCCCCCUGCACCUGGACAUGGCUUCCCCCUCAUCAAACGCAAGGUGCAGUCGGAUCAGUACAUCCCUGUAGAGGACAUCUACGUGGAGAUGGGGGCACUAGAGAGGCAGCUGGAUGAGCUCGAGCAGAGAGGAGUGGAGCUGGAGCAGAAACUCAGGGACUGCUCUAACGAGGAACAUGAGGAACGGCUGCUGGUGGACUGGUUCACUCUAAUUCAUGAGAAGCACCUGCUGGUGCGCAGAGAGGCAGAGCUGGUCUACACGGCAAAGCAGCAGCAUCUGGAGGAGAGGCAAGCAGAUGUGGAGUAUGAGCUGAGAUGCCUCCUCAACAAGCCAGAGAAAGAGUGGAGCGAUGAUGAUCGAGACAGGGAGAAGCAGUUGAUGGAUGAGCUGGUCACCAUCAUCGAGCAGAGGAACCAGAUCAUCAACAGCAUGGAUCAGGACAGACAAAGGGAAGAGGAGGAGGACAAGCUAGUGGCAGCCAUGCUGAAGAAGAAAGAGUUUCAUGGCGAGAGUGAGCACAAAAAGAAGCCUGCAAAAUUUAAGCCCAUGAAGGUGUUGAGGAGGCUGAGCACAAAAAGUGAUGUGUCAAAAAACGUGAGCCCACGGAAAGAGAAAAGCUGAGGAGGUGGGACAUAGAGAGAAAAAUAGAAAAACUAAAGAUAGAUGGUUCGUCUAACUGUAUUUAUACUUCUGUAAGCAAAAGGCUGGGAGAAACUGACAACAUGCUUUUCUGCUGUUUUUUUCAGCAUUUAUACAAAAACUCAUUCAAUUAUCAGCAUAAUUUAUGUUUUUUAAACUUAGCUUUGUGAAUAGAUGCAGUAUCGUAAUAAUUAAUGAAGAAAAUAGAAGACUAAGGUGUCUUUACCCCAUAGGGUCUGACUACAAACUAAGACUGUAACUAUAAGUACUUUACCUUCUGUUUGAGAACCAAGAACAGUUAAAACUCUUGUUUUCUUUUUAACUAUUUGCAAGAAGAGUCACUAGCUAUGACAAAAGUUAUUUACCAUUGAACAGGUGCACCACAUUCCAAAGACAUUUCAAAGGAAAUUCUGUCGAUUUUUUCAAAAAUCUAUGCAUAGUUUAAUGGUAGAGAUGUAAACAAUCAGAUUGGUUUGAUGUGAAAUGUUUCACUGUAAAGAAGCUAACUGGCUCAGAUUUCCUUACAGUAGUGGUGAUAAAAACAAGGGGUCAUGAUGUCUACAACACAAAUAUAGCCAUUUUAUUUACUAUCCAAGUUUUUAUAUGUUGAUAAUGGUGAAAAGGUUUCUUUGUAGACUUUGUAGAGUGUCUUAAGAGCCAGCAUGUCUCACUCCAAUGUGGAUGUGUUUUAAAAAUAUAUCAUCUCAAAAGUAUCAUAAAAUAGUGUUCCAGAAAUGUCAUUUCAUGUGAUAACUUUCUGUGAGGGAGCUUUUAGGAGCAUCAGAAUUAAUGUGGUUCCCAUAAUCACCACUGUGUACAAUUGUAACUUGGUAAGCUUCUCUAAAAUGAGCCAUCUCACACCAAACAACUUUUGAAAGAAUGUUUACAUCUCAGCGAUUUAAUUAUGCAAAAAUAUUGAAAAAUUGGUGCAAUUCUUCUUUAAUUUCUGCUUAUUCAUUAAUGCAGUUUUCUAUGUACAACAUAAACUGCUCUCCUAGAUUUUCAGGAUGUGUACAGUGUAUAUAUGUGAUCAUGCCUGACUAUUUUGGAGAAUAGCCACCAUGUGGAAUUGCUUGUUUUCUUCGAUGGCUGUACACAUGUACAUUUUGGUGCUUGUGAAAGAUGGGGUUACUAACUUCACUGAUGUAAACUCUUAUGGAAAGCUCUGACUCUUCCACGCUGCACUGUGGUCUGUGGUUUUCUCAGCAACAUUCACAGAGGUUUUAUAUAAAUAGUGUGAUGAGUCAAAUUUCAGAUUUUAUGAUAAAUUCUUGGUGGUGCAGAUACUAACUUACUCAUUAGCUCCUUUUAAUAUUGGGGCAUAUUAGCAAUACAAACAGUUAAUCCUGAUAAUUCAGCAGUUAAGUCAUUGACUAAAUUGUGGAUUCUUAUUGGAAGUUAGUUCAAGUAAGUUUAAAAGGAAUGCUCCAGCACUUUGGACCUAAUUUCCAUCUGCUGCAUCUGUAUUGUAUGUUUGAGUGCUAUGGACAAUGGGGUUCAUUCAACAAUAUUUUCCUAACUUUUUUCUUAAUUGUUUUCUUGAGAAAGAGCCUAAGAAAAAGUCUGUCAGAUUCAUGAUGUGUUCUUAAAGCAUAGAAUUGUUUGCAUCUUUGUGCUUUUGAGUGUUUGAAUUUGCUUUUAAUCUAAGAACAAAUCCCAAAUAAGAAAACAUUAGUGAAUGUCAGUCUUUGUGAAGACUGCAUAAGUGGGUUUUCAGAAGAAAUUUCUUCUCAAGAACAGUUGGUGAAUAAGGCCCAAUAAUUUUGAUGCAUUUCACUUUAACAGUAAAUGGUAAGAACAUCUUUUAAUAGACACUUGAGAAUUUAUCAAAGUUAUAUAUAAUUUAAUCUUUAAGUCUGUAUAGUUAGUUCUUUUAGAGAUUGGACUAGAGGGAGGAAAUUGUGGUCAUGCAUAAAGUUUUCACAUGCGGGAAAGCUUAGAAAAUUUUAGGGGUGCAAAAGCGACUGUAACUGCUACAGUGUUUCUUACAAACUAUGUAAGAAAAUCUGUGGUAAGAUGUUGUCUCAUGUCCAUGUUAUCACCUGUUUUACCGUUAUGGAUGUAGUUUUGAAUUCGCAUUGUAAGUGUGCACAUUUUAAAGUGCCUAUUGGCUUCUAUCAUGAGUGAGUCAAACAGUUUUCAGUUAUUGCCUUAAUACAGGGAAACCAAUCAGAAGUCUUGUCUGUGGUAUUCGAUGGUACAAUACAGAUAGAUAUUAGGCUGAAAAAUGCUGGAGUAUCCUUUUAAUGUAGUUAGCAUAUUAUUACAGUGAUUGAGACUGAACAUGUCUGGUUCUGCAAAGCCAGCACCAGAGAGCUAUGUGUCGUGAGGCCUAUAAAUACGCAUAAUUGAUCUCAGAUGCUUUGGGUUAAGCUAUUUACGUAACCAGAGACCAUAGUUUCAACAUAGUUCUGAACUUGAAACUAGCCGCGUCAUUGGUGGAAGAAAUCAAGGUGAAAGCAAAAUGAAGGAACUUUUUAAAAUUAGGAAUAUUUUAUUAACAUGAGGUAACAGAAGUUGCUUACCAUUUUUGGAAAGCUUGUAGGCAAAUUUGCAAUAUAAUAUUUAUGUUCUUGAAAUGCCUUUCCUUGUUCGUUGUGGAAUUUGUCAGUCUAAUGUUCUCUUCCAGGCCUUAAUUUCAAGAAAGACAUGAAAUGUGAGGGUGUCUAAAAGAGUGCCAUUAUUUUAUUGUAUUUAUGAUUAAGAAAUCUUUACGUUGUAGAGUAUGUACAUCUGUGUCUUGAUAACUGUUGACAUUUUCUUUUGUAUUUUGUCUCGUCAGUAAGCUUUUAUGUUUUAUGCAUUAAUAUAAUACCCAUAUUCUGUUAUGUUAGUGCCUCUAAUAUCUCAAACCAAGGGCUUUUAUUGCAUAAAAACACAAUAAUGUGUUUGUAAAAAAAAAAAACAAUGCACUUUGGUUUGGGUGGUAAAAUUAAUAAAACAGAUUUAUGUAACUAAAUCAUUGUUUUCUUUCUUG
Molecule: messenger RNA, 6404 nt
Organism: Pygocentrus nattereri (red-bellied piranha)
Lineage: Eukaryota; Metazoa; Chordata; Actinopteri; Characiformes; Serrasalmidae
Gene: micall1a
Product: MICAL-like 1a
Exons: 16
Coding region: 611-3409 (932 amino acids)
Molecular function (GO): protein binding
Source: RefSeq, a predicted model, not a curated record